ACAUAAAUAAACAGAGGAACAAAAACCCUCACCUUCACUUUCUUUUCAUUCUACACCGACUUGAAAAAUCCCAAAAAAAAAAAAAAAAAAAAUGAAGAAUUCUCUAACAGCUUUCAUUCUCUUCAUCACUACAAUCAUUUCUCUCUUUAACCCAUCAACCCAAUCCAAAGUCUCUCUCUCUAUAACCCCAUCCGUUUUAGCCAAAUCGGGCGACCCGAUCCGAAUCCAAUGGUCCGGAAUCGCCGAACCGUCCAAGCUGGACUGGCUCGGCAUCUACUCUCCCCCGGACUCCGCUCACGAGAACUUCAUCGGCUACGUGUUCCUCAACUCCUCCGCCACGUGGCAAUCCGGGUCGGGCUCCAUUUCGCUUCCUCUCAUCAACCUCCGAUCCAACUACUCCUUCCGGGUCUUCCGAUGGGUCGAAUCCGAAGUCAACCCGAAAAAACACGACCACGAUAACAACCCGUUGCCGGGCACGGCCCAUUUGUUGGCCAAGUCGGUGGAAGUCGGGUUCGGGUCGGGUCGGGUGCCGGAGCAGAUCCAUCUGGGGUUCACGGAGAAUGCGGAUGAGAUGAGGGUGAUGUUCUUGACGGGGGAUCGUGAGGAGAGGCGAGUGAGGUAUGGGUUGAGAGAGGGUAAGCUCGACCACGUGGCGGUGGCACGUGUGGAGAGGUAUGAGAGGGAGCACAUGUGCGAGGAGCCGGCGAAUUCGAGUGUCGGGUGGAGAGACCCGGGUUGGAUUCAUGAUGGGGUUAUGAAGAAUUUGAAGAAAGGAGUCAGGUAUUAUUAUCAGGUUGGAAGUGAUGCUGGAGGUUGGAGUUCAACUCGCAGCUUUGUGUCAAGGAAUGAGGACUCUGAUGAAACAAUAGCUUUCCUGUUUGGUGAUAUGGGAACUGCAACACCAUACUCUACCUUUCUCCGUACACAAGAAGAAAGCAUAGCGACCAUGAAGUGGAUACUCCGUGAUAUUGAGGCUUUGGGUGACAAGCCAGCUUUUAUCUCACAUAUUGGGGACAUCAGCUAUGCAAGAGGAUAUUCAUGGUUGUGGGAUCAUUUUUUUAAUCAGAUUGAACCUGUUGCAUCCAAAGUAGCAUACCAUGUGUGUGUUGGUAAUCAUGAGUACAACUGGCCUUCACAGCCUUGGAGACCUGAGUGGUCUGUGGGAAGUUAUGGAAAGGAUGGGGGUGGUGAAUGUGGUGUACCCUACAGCCUUAAGUUCAAAAUGCCUGGAAACUCUUUAGAGCCAACUGGAACCCGAGCCCCAGCUACUAGGAACCUUUACUAUUCAUUUGAUAUGGGGGCAGUACAUUUUGUAUACAUGUCAACCGAGACCAAUUUCCUUCAAGGGAGCAACCAAUAUAACUUUUUAAAGCAUGAUUUGGAGUCAGUUAAUAGAAACAACACUCCUUUUGUGGUAGUCCAAGGGCACCGGCCGAUGUAUACAACAAGCAAUGAAAAUAGGGAUGCCCCAUUGAGGGAGAAGAUGCUUGAGCACUUGGAACCUUUGUUUGUGAAAAACAAGGUCACCCUUGCAUUGUGGGGUCAUGUCCACAGAUAUGAGAGGUUCUGUCCAGUGAAUAACUUUACUUGUGGAAGCAUGGGCCUGGAGGGGGAGGAUUGGGAGGCAUUUCCAGUCCAUAUUGUUAUUGGGAUGGCAGGACAAGACUGGCAACCCAUCUGGGAGCCUAGACCUGACCACCCGAAUGAUCCGAUCUUCCCACAAGCUAAACGCUCUUUGUACCGUGGGGGUGAGUUUGGGUACACUAGAUUGGUUGCUACAAAGGAGAAGCUUCAGCUUUCUUAUGUAGGGAACCAUGAUGGAGAAGUGCAUGAUAUGGUGGAGAUUCUAGCAUCUGGACAAGUUCUCAGUGGCAGUGGGGAUAGUUCUGUUGAUGGUGCUGGAGCCAGGGGUGAGGCUCCUCAGUCCAAAUUUUCAUUGUUGGUUAAGGGAGUGAGUGUAUUAUUACUUGGGGCUUUUAUAGGCUAUGUUCUUGGUUUCAUUUCCCGUUCCCAAAAAGAGGCUACUCCAAAAAAUAGCUGGACUCCCGUGAAGACAGACGAUAUUUGAACUAGAAAUUGCAGUGAAGCAUAUUGGUUAGUUUCCAAAAUCUGGUUCAUCUGUAUUUAAAAUGUAACUGCAAUUAGGCAUCAAAGUUGUGUUGUGAAUUGAUGUUCUCCCUACUGUUUGGAUGGAUGCCGAAGCUAGGAAGGUGGGAUAAUAUGUACCACAUAAAUGCUUAUGUAACUUUUGUCAUUGUAAAUAUGCAAUUUUCCUAAUUUAAUUUAUGUUAUUUAACACUUUGUAUAAAGGACUUCAUAUGGUUGAAAGUCAUGUACUUGUCAAAUAAAUGUGCAAUUGUCACGGCGUGUAUUAUUGAUGCAUGAAUAUGAUCUGAUCUUACC
Messenger RNA from Quercus lobata, 2403 nucleotides. Its product is annotated as probable inactive purple acid phosphatase 2. Bases 92 to 2068 code for a protein of 658 amino acids. The record is from RefSeq and is a predicted model, not a curated record. The transcript has 2 exons. NCBI's taxonomy places the organism in Eukaryota, Viridiplantae, Streptophyta, Magnoliopsida, Fagales, Fagaceae. Gene Ontology annotation, molecular function: metal ion binding; acid phosphatase activity.